CAGGCGCGCAUGCCGAGGGCGGCGAGGGCGGCAAGAACUGGGGCGGCAAGGGCGGCAAGAAAGGCGGCAAGCAGCCCCGGGAGCCGCCGGUCGGCUCCGGGGACGCCAGAAUAGCCGAGGACGGAGGCAAAGGAAAGGCCAGCGGCAAGGGAAAGUCCUGUGGGAAGGGCAAGGGUGGCAAGAAAGGCGAGGCAGCGGCCUGGUAUUCCGGGCAGGCCGCGGACGACGGCGGCGCGGCGGGGCGGCCCCCCGCCGUCGGCGAGGGGCGGUCUGCUGUGCACGGCGCGGCCGACCAGCCCGCGCCUGGGCCCGACAGCGAGGAGGACGUGGAAUAUAGCGGCAACGUUCUCGCGAGCAUGCCGAAAGGAACGAGUAUUACAUACACCAAGG
This is a messenger RNA of Prorocentrum cordatum, 390 nucleotides long. The record is from the annotation of a GenBank genome assembly. NCBI's taxonomy places the organism in Eukaryota, Dinophyceae, Prorocentrales, Prorocentraceae.